CGUGAAUGAAAUGAAGCUAUAUAUUUAUUUUGAGACGAAUCCUGACCAGAUUCUUCAAGCAUUCGAUCCCUUCGUCGGUGAUGGGCGUUUCGAGGUCCCGAAUCUCCUCCAGGAAAGGGAGGAACGUUUUGAUCCGCCGGACGAGGGCCAUACAUUCUUUCCGGUGGCUUCUCCGGUAAUCUCCCAACUGGGCGACGGAUCCGAUCACCUUCAAUAUCUCUUGAAUGACGGCGUUUCCAUCUCGCGGCGAGGUCGAUUCGAUCUCGUCUCCGGAUUCCACCCCUCCAUUCUCAUCAUCGUCCAUCGAGCUUCAAGUUUUGUUGUUCUUAAUAUUAUCUUUUUUCCUUUUGUGAUUAAUCAGCGGAAAGAAUUUUGGUUGAUAUGCGAAGAAGAGAGUAAAAAAAAAAAAAAAGAA
Molecule: messenger RNA, 415 nt
Organism: Linum tenue
Lineage: Eukaryota; Viridiplantae; Streptophyta; Magnoliopsida; Malpighiales; Linaceae
Source: the annotation of a GenBank genome assembly